UUAGCCUGUCUCCUCUGCUGUGGGGCAGCUUCUCAGAACUUCUCCGUCACGGCAACUGGGAAUCCAACCUUUCACAGGACCAAAAAUAGCACCAUACAGAAAAAAAAAAAGCUGAACAUCUUAGUCUGAAAACAUUUUUUCACAAUGGAUGAUCAUCGCAGAUAUAACUGCCAAACUUACUGUCAGACCUGCUUAGAAACUGGGAAUAUCAGCAGCACCUUCAAGAUCAGAAGGACGACCACAACAAGACAGCUGCUGUUUUUCACGAUCGUCCUGACCUUCUACAUUGUGGAUGUGGCUGAUUCCUUCGCUUCGGCUGAGACUUUAUGCGGCGGCGAAUUGGUGGACACGCUGCAGUUCGUGUGUGGUGACAGGGGAUUUUAUUUCAGUAGACCACCAAGUAGAUCCAACAUCAGAAGGCCACAAAAAGGAAUUGUUGAAGAAUGUUGUUUUCGUAGCUGUGAUCUCGGACUUCUCGAAACGUACUGCGCCAAACCUGCAAAGUCAGAACGAGACCUUUCUUCAACAUCACCUCAAGUGAUACCUGUUUUAAAUAAGGAUAUUUUAAAGAAGCCUGUGGUGACCAAGUAUUCCAGAUUGGACUUGUGGCAGAAAAAGGCUGCUCAGAGGCUCCGAAGAGGCAUCCCCCCCAUCCUCCGAACCAAGAAGCUCUGGCGACUCGUGGAAGAAAUCCGAGCCAAGGAGCACACCUUGUUCCACCGGCCCCUCAUCACGUUGCCUAGCCAGCUUCCUCUUAUAGGGCAGUCUUCAACAGAAAAAGUCAGCCACGUAUGAGUUGCAAUUGUUUGCACAAAGGGCGAUAAAAGACAAGGGGAUUAUAGCUUUGUUCAUGGCGUCCAUUCUGUGGCAUUGUUCUUGAUCCCUCCCCCCACCACACACAUACACGGCCUUUUUUUUUUUUAAGAAAACAAACUGGAAAAAAAAGGUCACAAAUUGAACAGAAGAUGAUUCAGACAGAUCUAGGAGAGGGUGUGAGAGAGCGAGAGGGUGGGAUGAGGAGAGAAAAAGACACGAGGAUUGUGAGGGGGUGUCACUCUUUUUUUAAAAUAGGGGGGAGGGAGAGUAAACCCCAAGAGGAAUGGCUGUUGACUAACCAGUCAAUGAAAGAUCUUAUUCCAUACAAAUAAAAGUCUUUGUGUUUUUAAAUCCAUAAUUAUUUGCACCUAUACCUAUAAAAAAGGGAUACACUUUUAAGGAGUUUAUAUUAUUUGUUAAUUUAGAUUCCUGAUCCAGCACCUUCUAAUCACAUGAGAAAAAAAAGGCAGACGUUCAACAUUGUGAAGAAAGUCUGCAGUUGCACAUUGCCACGGAUUACGUCAAUAUGUUUGUUUUUUAACCUAAAGAAAAGAAGGCACUAUUUUUAUAUGAACAAUAAAUUGUAGCUACAAACAUGUUAUGGUGCUAGCUUUGUGAACAAGCUUCAAGAAGAGAAUGACGAAUAUGCACGUUGUUUUGAAAAAUUUUAGAACUUGAAGUGAACUUUCCGUUUUAGGAAAAGUGUGAUUUUUUUUUUUUUUUUCUUUUUCUAUUGGUUUUCUUUUAAAAUAGCUUGGUUUUGGCAAUGCAAAAUAGGGAUGUCACAGCAUGCAGAUAUUGGAGGUGUUCUACCGUUUUAAGUUCUUAAUACACGUUUCUUUAGUUUUUUGAACAUAAAGAGAAAUAAAAAAGAAAAAUAAUGGCAUCUGCUUGACAGGUGCCACUCCCUCUGUAAAAUGAGCACCUGUUUUGCUUGAUGUUGCAAUGCGCUUUCAAAUGUAGGGUCUUUAUUGACAUCCAUUUUGAAAACCAUCCACUCCCUGGUACUGUGACAUUCCUGGUGCAAGAUAGGCUUCUAUUUUAAAUGCACAAAUUUCACUUCAAAGGGAAAAACAGCAAUAAUGUCAACUAACAUUUUAUCGUCUAUCACUAGUAUUCAUAUGCUUUGCUUUGGGGGGAGGUGGGGUGGGGGAGAGAAAAAAUAAUAAAAAUGAAAACAAGAAAAAUAUAUACUUGAAUCUUUGUAAUUAGUUUCCAGGGACAUCAUGGUAUUUUUGUCUUAGUCUGAGCUGUAUCUUGCAUAUUGAGCCGCCAAGCUUACUUUUUUUUUUAUCAUUAAAUACAAAUAAUGGCACUGUACAAAGGCAUUAUUUAUUUUGUUAUAAAAUAUAUAUAUAAAUAUAUAUUAAAAAAAGAAAAAUCGGUCCAAAUAAUAUACGUAGCACUGAUGCGCAACUGACAGAUGAACUAUUUUGUCAAUUUUUUUAUAAAUAUUAUUAGUAAUGCUUUUGUAGAUGCUUUUUACCAAAAAUGAAAAAAAAAGUAAAAUUCAGACAAAGCCUACUACAGUUUAUUGUAUUUUUAUUUUUUUAAAUGUUCUUUUUUGCUGCAGUAUCCUGACAUUUAUAGGCUUGUGAUGUCAUUAUGGUAGAUCUAGGUUUUUGGCACAUACCCUAUUAUUUCAAUGUCACAUUUACAAUACUGGCUUAAAAAAAAAAUAAUAAUAAUAAUCCAAAUGAAAUUAUAAUGGCAAAAUUAACAAGUCAUUAAAGUGAUGAAGAGGAGGGGUGGGAAAUUGAAUUUAAAAGAAAAAAAAAAGACUGCUUUCUCUGUACUAGAUCUGCCGACAAAUUCUUCAAGCCACUUCCAGUAUUUAUUGCUGCAGUUUGAAAAUGGGUUAUUUAAAUAUGUUGAUAUUAAUGUAUAGCAUAACUUAAAAAAAAAAAAAUUGAAUAAAUCCAGCCAACUGACCCUGUGGAAGAAGGUGGGCUGAGUUUGAAUGUGUAUAACUGACAUGACUUCUUAUUUUACAAUGUGGUUGCUGCAGCCUUCUCAGCGAGUAAGCCUCGAAUAAUGCACAUUUAUUUUGUGUUUUUAUUGUUAUUUUUUUGUCAUUGUGGCCAGACAUGGCUUCACAGUUUGUCAGAAUUCAACGCAAUUAUUUAUUCAGAGCUUACUUCUGUGCUACUCCUUUCUGGCAACAUAUGAAAUUAUAAAAUUAUGAAAAAAAAAAGUGAUUUUUUUUUGUCUUUUUGUUUUAAUGUGUAACAUCAAUAAUGAAGAAAAAUGAAAAAAAAAAAUUAAAAAUUAAACAAAAAAAAAAAAACAAACAAAAACAGUUACCAGUAUUUAUCCAAUGGUUUUCAAAAAAAAAAUCUCAUUUUCAUUUCAAAUGAAGGGAUUUGUCUGUAAUUGCGCUCACAUGGAUAGCAUUUAAUGUUAAUGAAUUCAGUUAAAUGUAUGUGUUUCUCCUUAAUUUAACCUAUGCACACUAGACUUUAAGCGGGCAAAAUUCACAGUUGAUGUACUUUCAUUUUAAUAUCAAUAAAACAAUUUAUUGUUUAUU
Messenger RNA from Polypterus senegalus (gray bichir), 3343 nucleotides. RefSeq names its product insulin-like growth factor II. Bases 145 to 795 code for a protein of 216 amino acids. Gene Ontology annotation, cellular component: extracellular region. The transcript is spliced from 4 exons. Lineage: Eukaryota; Metazoa; Chordata; Cladistia; Polypteriformes; Polypteridae. The record is from RefSeq and is a predicted model, not a curated record. Gene Ontology annotation, molecular function: growth factor activity; hormone activity.